Messenger RNA from Paraglomus brasilianum, 510 nucleotides. NCBI's taxonomy places the organism in Eukaryota, Fungi, Glomeromycota, Glomeromycetes, Paraglomerales, Paraglomeraceae. The record is from the annotation of a GenBank genome assembly.
AUGAACAACCAACCACCACCACAUCAGAUUUGCGUUCGUAAAUUUCUCAGACCGGAUGCCACUCCAUUGACACCUGAAGCUAUCGAAGAAAUCAGAAACGCACCGGAAAAUAUUCCGAAUGCAUGUCGUGUGAUGUGUAAAAAGUACCAUAUAGGUACGAAGCGAUAUAACGAUAUAAUUAAAAAUCGAAUGCCUUCUGAACCGACUGAAGGAUGGCGUCGUAUCAUUGAAGAAGCGGAGCUUCGAGGCUCAGUUAAUAAGGCUUGUGUACCAUGGCCCUCUUUAAGGCGUGUAUAUAUUUGCUCUGCAAAGCCACUUACACAAACUCCUGAUAAUGCUGAAACUUUUACCAAGUUAGACACGAGCUCAGAAACUUUGUUUCACAAUGCUGUGGUACCACUCCUGAAGGGGCAAGUCUCUGACUCAUAUGAAAGAACUAAUAUGGACUCAAUGGUACCACCGCUUAUUCCAUUUUUAAACACAACAAAAAAUAAACGCUUUGCACAAUGA